This is a messenger RNA of Mastomys coucha (southern multimammate mouse), 1844 nucleotides long. RefSeq names its product coagulation factor III, tissue factor (gene F3). The record is from RefSeq and is a predicted model, not a curated record. Bases 173 to 1060 code for a protein of 295 amino acids. Gene Ontology annotation, molecular function: protein binding. NCBI's taxonomy places the organism in Eukaryota, Metazoa, Chordata, Mammalia, Rodentia, Muridae. The transcript is spliced from 6 exons. Gene Ontology annotation, cellular component: membrane. Gene Ontology annotation, biological process: blood coagulation.
CGGCGCGGGGUGGAGAGGAGCCGUGUCCGCGCGGCCCUUUAUAACGCGCCCCGCGCGGACCCCGGCAGCCUGGGUACAGCGCGCACCCAUCACUCGCUCCUUCCGAUCGCUCCGGUACCGUAGCCUCCGCGUCGCCGCCGAAGCCCCGCGACCUUGCCACCAGCCCUUGGACAUGGCGAUCCUCGUGCGCCCGCACCUCCUAGCGGCCCUCGCGCCCACCUUUCUCGGUUGCCUCCUCCUCCUCCAGGUGGCCGCGGGUGCAGGCACUCCAGAGAAAGCGUUUAACUUAACUUGGAUAUCAACUGACUUCAAGACAAUUUUGGAGUGGCAACCCAAACCCACCAACUAUACCUAUACCGUUCAGAUAAGCGAUAGCUCUAGAAACUGGAAAUACAAAUGCAUCUCGACCACAGACACGGAGUGCGACCUCACCAACGAGAUCGUGAAGGAUGUGAACUGGACCUAUGAAGCGAAGGUCUUGUCUGUCCCACGGAGGGACUCAAUUCAUGGAAAUGAAGACCUGCUUGUGAUUCAUGGGAAGGAACCGCCAUUUACAAAUGCCCCAAACUUUUUACCUUACCAAGACACAAAACUCGGACAGCCAAUAAUUGAGCAGUUCAAACAAGAUGGUACAAAACUGCGCGUGCGUGUAAAAGACCCAUUUACAUUAGUCCAAAAGAACGGUACAUUCCUCACCCUGCGGCAAGUCUUUGGCAAUGACUUGGGGUAUAUACUUACUUAUCGGAAAGGCUCAAGCACAGGAAGGAAAAGAAAUACUACAAACACUAAUGAAUUCCUUAUUGAUGUGGAAGAAAGGGUAAGCCACUGCUUUUUCGUACAAGCUGUGAUUUUCUCCAGGAAAAUUAACCAGAGGAGCCCAGAAAGCAUUACAGUGUGCACCGAGCAAUGGAAGAGUACCAUGGGAGAAACACUCAUCAUUGUGGGAGCAGUGGUGUUUCUGGUCACCAUCUUUAUCAUCCUCCUGUCCAUAUCUCUGUGCAAGCGCAGAAAGAGCCGAGCAGGACAGAAAAGGAAGAGCGCUCCAUUGCGCUUGGCAUAGAGGAGAGGCGGAAGCUGCUAACAGUCACACUGCCUGCAGGGCACUGUCACCAAGACCUCUGAUGGGAGCCGUGCAGCGUGGAGCAUGUAGCCUGCCGAGCCAAUCUCCCUUCAUGACCUGUUAUUCCAGCCAGCGCUUUGAUUCCGACACUAGCAUUUGUCACUUUAGAACACCCUGAAACGGUACAAGCUGGUUAACACUACAUGGCCUUUUGCACGAAUGCUUUAGAUUGCAUACUCGACACUCAGGAAGACACUAGGUGACCCAGGCAAAGCCAGUGGACAGAUGCCUUUCAUAUAACCCAGGUGGGCGUUUAGAGAACCUAUGGGAUGUUGGUUUCGUAGGCUGUAGGACAGAAAAGUGGGAACUGGGUAGGCAGUUGUACUUUUGUAAAGUGGUAUUUGGGUUUUUCCCUCAACUAGGUACUUCUGGAAGUUCAAAGCACUUGGCAAGCUUUCAUAUAAAUGCAGGAUAUUUUCUGCUUGGGGCGCCUUUAUGAUUUGUACUUUCCUACAAUUUAGCACUUUAACUGACAAUGAUGGGGUUUAAACAUUUGACAGCCAACUCUAUUUUUAUACGACUACUAUACAAAGAAACUACAUAGAGUUUUAUGAUUUAAGGUACUUAAAAAUGUUUAUGGUUAACAUUGUAUAUAUUUAUAUAAAUCUUGAAGGUUUUGUAUAUGGGAUUUUCUAUUUAUAUAGCUCCUAUUUGUAUAUAUUGAGAUAAUUUAUUUAAUAUACUUUUAUAUAAAUAAAGGUGAUUGGGAAUUGAGAUGAUCACA